Dendroctonus ponderosae (mountain pine beetle) is the source of this 939-nucleotide messenger RNA. RefSeq lists its product as uncharacterized. Lineage: Eukaryota; Metazoa; Arthropoda; Insecta; Coleoptera; Curculionidae. Gene Ontology annotation, molecular function: metal ion binding; nucleic acid binding; single-stranded DNA endonuclease activity. Gene Ontology annotation, biological process: apoptotic DNA fragmentation. The record is from RefSeq and is a predicted model, not a curated record. Gene Ontology annotation, cellular component: nucleus; mitochondrial inner membrane.
AUUAAAUGACUUUACUCUCGUUUAAUGAAACUUACGGUGCUGAUUUCUUGCCAACUAACAUAAAUUUUCGGAUGUCGUCAUUAGUGUAUAUUCCGAUUAACAAAUAAUUUAUUCUGAUUUUAGUGAGCUACUUUUGCCAUUCUGCAAUUGGUGCGGUUGUACCUGAGUACACCAACGCUAGUGUAGAAAAUGCAGCUGUAGCAUGUGAGAUCAAUCCAUUCGAAGGAGCUAAUCCAACUCCACUGUUGGUUCGUUCCACCAGUUUUGUAUAUCCAUCAUCAGCUGGACGACGCACAAUAACUUUUGCUGCUGGGGAAACUGUAGAUUUUGCGUGUCCUGGAGGUAGGCUGGUUUUGGAGGGCGUCUCAACCACUCUACAAGUAGCCACAGCUUCUUGCGUUUCUGGUGUUAGAUUCGUCGUAAACAAUGCAAGAUAUCUUUGGCGACAAAUUCAGUGUUCCGUUAAUCCAGUCACCACUGCCAGAUUAACAGGAAACAGUUGCGAGUCCAACGGACGUGAAGCCGAAAUUGGUUUCGCAGUUACAACAAGUCGAUUUGUCAGAACUAUACAAAUCUGCUUCAAUCAGGCUACCCAAUCACCAAUUUACACAUACUACGAUUUAAUUCCUGCAAUUACUCAGCAAGUAAGAGGUACACCCCGACCAAGUUGGACUCAGGGAACUGGAAUAUUUACAUUAACCAACGUCAACAAUCUUUUCACCCAAGCAACGCAAAGAGUAACCAUCAAUGCCCUACUCGGUCUACCAACCGGCAGUUUCAAUGUUAUCCAAAACAACAAUAACUACUUCUUGUCCAGGGGACAUCUAACGGCAACGAGUGACUUCUUCUAUGCCGCUCAACAAAACAGCACUUUCCAGUUUUUGAACGCGUUACCUCAAUGGCAAACGUUCAAUGGUUUCAACUGGGAUCAAGCUGAGA